This is a messenger RNA of Parnassius mnemosyne (clouded apollo), 1449 nucleotides long. NCBI's taxonomy places the organism in Eukaryota, Metazoa, Arthropoda, Insecta, Lepidoptera, Papilionidae. The record is from the annotation of a GenBank genome assembly.
UUGCAGCUUGAUAUUAUCGAAGAAGUAUCUAAGCCAUCAAAAUGGGUUUCACCCAUGGUGCCUGUUUUAAAGGAAAAUGGGGAUAUAAGGAUCUGUAUCGAUAUGCGGAGAGCUAAUGUAGCAAUAAUUCGUGAAAAUCAUCCACUACCAACAAUGGAUCAGCUGCUACCACAUUUUAAAGAUGCGAAAUUAUUUUCUCGCCUCGAUAUUAAAAACGCUUUCCACCAAAUCGAAAUCCAUCCUGAUACCCGAUAUAUCACUACAUUUAUAACGAGCAAAGGGUUAUUUAGAUACAAGAGACUUAUGUUUGGUAUUUCCUGUGCUCCAGAAAUGUUUCAGAAAAUCAUGGAACGCACACUUAUACGGUGUGAAGGUACGGUAAAUUUUAUUGACGAUAUUGUCAUUUUUGGAUCAAAUGAGGCAGAGCAUGACCAACGAUUACAACAGACGCUCAAUAUUUUGAAAGAGAACAAUGUUCUGUUAAAUAAUGAUAAGUGUAUUUACAAAGUAAAUAAAAUAGUGUUCUUGGGGCAUGAGUUAUCUAGUGAAGGUGUAAGGCCUUUAAAAAAGUACAUUGACAGUAUCCAAAUGUUUAGGGCACCAUCAACUAUCGAGGAAAUUCAAAGUUUCUUGGGUCGUUACAAGGAAGUAAAAGUGACAAAAAGUGUAACAUCAAAUGAUAUUAUCAGGUUACUAAAGGAGAUAUUUUCACGGCUUGGUUAUCCAGUUACCAUCACUGCAGAUAAUGGCAGGCAAUUUAUUAGUCAAGAGUUUCGAAAUUACCUGCAAGAAUGUGGUAUAAUUCUUCACAACACAAUACCAUAUUGGCCCCAACAGAAUGGAGAAGUGGAAAGGCAAAACCGAAGUAUUCUAAAACGCUUAAAAAUCAGUCAAGUGGAAAGAAACAAUUGGAAAGAAGAUUUAUUUUACUAUCUGAUGAUGUACAAUAGCACACCCCACUCAGUGACUGGUAAAACUCCAUCUGAACUAUUCUACAAACGACAAUUUCGGGAUAAAAUUCCAUCAUACAUAGAUAUUGAAAAUAAACAAGAAGAUUCAGAAGUUAGGGACAAAGACGCAUUGCAAAAAGAAGCAGAGAAAAAUUACAGUGACCGCAAGCGAAAGGCCAAAGAUCACAGCAUAAAUGAAGGUGAUAAGGUAAUUGUUAAAAAUUUCGCCAAAGAAAAUAAGCUUACACCAAGCUUUUCUCCAGACAUACAUACUGUUGUAAAAACUACUAACAACACUGGAGACGUAGUGAUUCGCAAUAAUGAUACGAAUACACAAUAUCGACGAAAUGUAGUUCACUUAAAAAAAAUUGAAGGAGAGUGGAAAGUAGUUAACGAUGCACAAGAAGGAAAUGUACCCAAUUUGAAUGAAGAACCCAAACGGAUUUGUAAGCUGAAGUGGGAAUGGGCCGACCAUAUAGCUCGAAGAACAGACAACUGA